Eriocheir sinensis (Chinese mitten crab) is the source of this 1250-nucleotide messenger RNA. Its product is annotated as serine/arginine-rich splicing factor 5-like. Gene Ontology annotation, cellular component: ribonucleoprotein complex; nucleus; cytoplasm. NCBI's taxonomy places the organism in Eukaryota, Metazoa, Arthropoda, Malacostraca, Decapoda, Varunidae. Gene Ontology annotation, biological process: mRNA splice site recognition; alternative mRNA splicing, via spliceosome. Gene Ontology annotation, molecular function: mRNA binding. The record is from RefSeq and is a predicted model, not a curated record. The transcript has 10 exons. Bases 26 to 1012 code for a protein of 328 amino acids.
GGGGAGGGAUCGAGGGCAGGGAGGGAUGGCAGGGGGAGGGGAGGGAGAGGAGAGGCGCUGCGCAGACCAUCAUCUCCCUCCCAGCAUCACGCACACCUCCGCACUCAACCCUCAAUUACUCUAUGUACAGACAGUCAUGGUGGGCACACGUGUGUACGUCGGGGGCCUGAGUUACCGGGUGGGGGAGCGCGACUUGGACCGUUUCUUCCGCUCCUACGGGCGGCUCAGGGACAUUGUCAUCAAGAACGGCUUUGGCUUCGUGGAGUUUGAUGAUGACCGGGACGCGGACGACGCAGUGUAUGAGAUGAACGGAAAGGAGCUGCUGGGCGGAAGGGUGACGGUGGAGAAGGCCCGGGCCGCCCCACGCCUCCGCUGGCCCCGCGCCCCUCCGCCACGGGGCUUCCACUCCAGUCGGUUUGGCAUGGCGGCGCGCACGGACUACCGCCUCACGGUGGAGAACUUGUCGAGCCGAGUCUCGUGGCAGGACCUCAAGGACUUCAUGCGCCAGGCUGGGGAGGUGACCUACGCCGACGCCCACAAGUACAGGAGGAAUGAAGGUGUGGUUGAGUUUGCUACCUACGCCGAUAUGAAGAACGCGCUUCACCGCCUCGAUGGGAAGGACCUGCACGGCCGCCGCAUCCGUCUCGUCGAUGAGUCAAAGUCCCGCAGCUCCAGGAGGUCGCGGAGGUCAAGGUCCCGCUCCUCCUCCCGCUCAAGGUCACGAUCAAGGUCCCGAUCAAGGUCAAGCAGGUCACGGUCCCACUCCCGCUCCCGCAGCCGCUCCAGGUCCAGGAGCGGCGGCCACGGGAAGAAGAGGCGCUCAAAGUCCAAGUCCCGCUCCAAGUCUGGCUCUCGGUCCAGGUCCAGGAGUGGCUCGGACCGCUCCAAGUCCAGAUCCAGGUCCAGGUCACGCUCCAGGUCCAGGUCCCGCAGUGCAUCCCCAGAGAAGAGAAAAUCACGCAGCCGCUCCAAGUCCGCCGAGAGAGAGUCCGAGUCCGAGGAGGAGAAGUAGGGCGGUGGGUCCGGGCAGCGUCCUUCACCGUGUUCUCUUAGUACAAUUGAAUCCUUGUCCCGCGGGUAAGGGGGGGGGGGAUAGAGGGGGAUGGGGAGGGGGAAGGACCGGCAAGGUUUUGGACCGGGCAAGAAUUCUAUUUUCUUGUUGUAUUUACCGAUAAUGUUAGCUUUUUUUUUUUUUCUGCCUCCUGUAUGUGUCUGCGGGGGGUGACUAUUGAGGUCAGGUUAGGAGGCAG